AUGGCCGCGGCUGGCGCGAGGGCUCAAAAGCCCGUUGGUUCUGCCGCAUGGAUCGCGGCAGAGAAAGAAAAUAUGGCGGAGCUAGUCGAGCAGGAAAUGGAAGAGGUCGAAUACCCUGUCCGCCAUGAGAUGGACUGGUUAAAUGAACACAUGUCUGAGAUCUUCUCGAAUGGUCAAUCUAACUUCACCGAUGUGUUCAAAACACCUGGCAAAAUGAGAGGCAAGACACCUCGCACCGCACGGAAGCGAAAUGUGGUGGAGGAAAGCCGAGUGCCUCUGAGCGAGAUCUUCUCUUCCACUCAUAAACAAGCCGGUAACAAGGCCAGCCCGAGUCCCUUCAUUCAUCGCGUAAUCUCCAAAACUACAGCGACAGCCGCUUCUGCUUCUGCGUCCGCUUCUCCCCGCCCCAAGAACACAGAGAAGGAGCCACAACCUCAAUACCCAGAUCUCAGCCAAAAUCUCAACUCCUUCCAGAAAUACAACACUGACUCGGGUUAUCAUGGCAUGGAAGAUGACGACAUGGUAUUUUCCGAUACACAGCCCGCUACACAGCCAGACACGCAAGUUUCCACACAACCAAUGGAGGUGGAUGAACAAGUAGCCUCACUUACUCAAGUCAAUUUUUCCAUGAGUCUUCAAACAGCCGAGGAUUCAUUCCAUUCCGCCCAAGAAGAUGUUCGCGCCCGUGGAGAAACUGCUGAUCCCACGAACAUGGACCCGACUCCCACACAAGAGCAGACUGCAACACCGAAGAACGCGAUUUCUAAGAAAACCGAACCUGAACCUGAACUAGGCUCCACGCCCACACCCAAGACUAAAUCUCAACCCAAAGCCACUGGGGCCAAACAAAACCCGCCUGCGAAGCCGACAACUUCGCCAGAACCCGAAGUUCAUGACGAACCUUCGUCGAACCCUCAAUCUUCACCUGAGAAACCUGUCGCCACUACCAAAUCCACUCGUAUCCAGGACUCUGUAGAUCAAGAUACUGAGCUGGAAGAUAAUUACAAGGAAGACACUGUCUUGGACUUCGAUGAUAUUGGGUCUCCCUCCGACAACUCUACUCCCGAACGUCUGCCUGUUCGAAAAAGCAGUCUGAGUUUUGCCUCUCUUCCAGCGCGUGAGCCUCUUACAAAGAGCAUUGGAGGCUCGCGGCUAUCUCGUACCAGCCACAUUGAUCUUCCAAAGCUGAGCGGCACCGGUCGACUCAGCUACUUGGGCAGACAGACUGGAGGGAACAGAACGACCCAGGUCGGAUCAGAUGAAAACAUCAAUGCCGCUGAUUCCAUGGAUGUUGAUGAACAGAAGGAUACCAGCAAUGAUAUGGAUGCAGAGCAGGCUAGCAAAUUGCACAGCACCAAAUCAACCCAGAGUCUUCACGAAAGAAUUAGCAUGCUUGGAAAGGCACAACCAUCACGGCCAAAGAAGUCCAUUGCAGCCCCAGCUGCAGGUCUGGCAUCUGCCAAGGAAAUUGCUUACCCAGAUCUACCUGCUUCUAAACCAGAUGCGCGAAACGAGACUUCUGGCUCCAAAACUCGUGAAACUCGUGAAACUCCUCCAACCUCAGAACGUGCGACCGGUGGAGAGGAAGACUGGAUUCCCCAAACGUCUACUCUCCAAAGGAGUAAAACAGCGGAUGUCAUGGAGAAUCUCAAUGUGGGCAAGAAAGACACUUCUGCCGCGCAAGAAAAACAGUCAGCUGAGCCAGAACGCCCCAAAUCUUCAUAUUCUAUAUUCUCCUCGCCCCGGCCUCAUGGUCAUCAACAGAGCGCCUCUACAUCCAUUCUGAACACGGAAGCUUCUACCACCCCGACCGGAUCGCCUCGGCGCUAUGAUGGCCCACUCAGCGCUUCAAAGAUGAGGUUACAGUCAAUUAUGAAGAGCGCGAAGGGACUGUUCACAAGCACUGGAAGUUCCACCAAGUUUGAACCAUCCUCUCCCGAGCAACCACGUGUCAAGGAACGGGCGAGUACAGAAGAACACGAUGUUGAAAAUGAAUCUCCAGCACCCGAGCCUCGCAAGGCCACUCCCCCACGACAGGAAGGCCGACGAACUCGUAGCUCGACAGAGAGAGAGGAGAAACAGCGCCUGAGGGAGCUUGAGGAGCGACAGCGCGAAGAAUCGCGUCAGGAGCAGCUGCGGGAACAGGAGAGGCAGCGCGCUAUUCAAUUGAAAGCAGCUCAAGAAAGGUCAUCUGUGGAGCCAGAGGAACGAACAACCUACAAGACCUCGCACUUGCGACAACCAAGCCGUGACCCUGAAUCUGCUCAUGAAGGCUCCAGAAUUGCCAUGCCCCAAUCGAAGCAGAAUGAUCGACGCCCAAGACCAACUCGCGAGCCUAUGCAAAAGCCGAAACCUCAGCCUCUUUCCGUGCGUGUUGGCAGUACUCUUCCCCGCGGAAUGACACUGGGCUCCUCUACUUCUACCAACACUAAUACUCAGGAAAUGAACGCCCCUGCCCCCACGCCUGCAUCCAAGCAGAGCACUCUGAAAAAGAAGCCCAGCAAUAACUCCUUGCAUACGACUUCGUCUACAAGCAGUUUCAAGAGCUCCGUCUCAACUCAUUCUCAAGCACAGUCUCAGGCCCAGCGAAAGGCCCAGCUUGCAAGUGAAAGAAAGCGCGAACAGGAAGAAAGAAAACGGGAGCAGGAAGAGAAGAAACGAGAACAAGAGGAGCGUGAUGCACGUAAGAAGGAAGAGCAGAGGCGAGAGCAAGAACGAAAGCGAGCUUUACAGUUGCAGCAGCAAGAGGAAGCUCGCCGACAAGCUGAAAGCCGUGCCGGGGCCGAACGCGAGCGUCGGGAACAAUCUGCUCAAGGCGAUCCCAAGAGGGCCGCUAACAAAGCGGCGAUUGAGAAUUGGCGAAUGGAAAAUGCUCGGCGGCAAGACCCUGCCCGACCUGCCUCGCGUCUGGGUUCUCAACAACCUUAUGGACGACCUAUCAACCCACCAGCUGCUAAUCCUGCUAAGCCGCCCAAGAGAAAUAUGGACGAUGAGGCCGGCCACCGAGCAGCCGUCUCUAAGCCUAGCAAUGUCCAGCCUUCUGGUGAAGCUAAGCGUCGAAAGACUGAGGAUGAGUACAAUCAAGGGCAAGCUGUGCGACAGGCAUCGGCCCGUCCAAUUCGCCAACCCAGCACCAUUCGAAAGCCUUCCAUGUUCGGUCAGUCUGGCAUUCAGACAGGUUCAUCUAUCUUGAAGGCCGGUCAACCUCAGAGACCAGGCCCUGGUCACCCAAUGGAUAUGUCCAAGCUGGCACACGGCAAGAUUCCUUUCGCCGAACCCAACCACGCACCUCCCCCAGCAGCACACAGGGCCCCUGCCCAGGCCUCUUCCCAACGCACUCCGGGCCCAGCCAAGCCGUCGCCCAAGUAUCCUAACGGUGACAGUAUCCACCUACCAGAGAUUGCCACCGAUAGCGAGGAUGAGGAUGACUCAGACUCCGAGAUGUUCCCAGUUCCCCAGUGGGCACAACCGAAGGAACUUCAAGAUCUGCUCCGACAACAGGACGGAAUGGAAGUGGACUCAAUCUUCGGGCCAAUCGCACCAUUCUCCCUAGAAGAAACCUUCAAGGGAGACAAGAAGAUCAAGAAAUACCGCGAGCGAACCAGCAGUGCUCACUGGUCUGGUCCAGACGGGCUUACACAAGAGGAAAUCCGAAGAGAUGUAGCCGAUCGACAACGACUACGCAUGGAUGGUGGGUGGUCCUUUAAUAGCUAG
Penicillium angulare is the source of this 3714-nucleotide messenger RNA. RefSeq lists its product as uncharacterized. The transcript is spliced from 4 exons. The coding region runs from base 1 to 3714 and encodes 1237 amino acids. The record is from RefSeq and is a predicted model, not a curated record. NCBI's taxonomy places the organism in Eukaryota, Fungi, Ascomycota, Eurotiomycetes, Eurotiales, Aspergillaceae.